Messenger RNA from Ananas comosus (pineapple), 2404 nucleotides. RefSeq names its product laccase-6. Gene Ontology annotation, biological process: lignin catabolic process. Gene Ontology annotation, molecular function: hydroquinone:oxygen oxidoreductase activity; copper ion binding. Lineage: Eukaryota; Viridiplantae; Streptophyta; Magnoliopsida; Poales; Bromeliaceae. Gene Ontology annotation, cellular component: apoplast. The record is from RefSeq and is a predicted model, not a curated record. The coding region runs from base 523 to 2256 and encodes 577 amino acids. The transcript is spliced from 6 exons.
AUUUAAAGGUCAGAUGAGUAUAUGAUGCCCUUUAGUCAAUGGUGACGAUUCCUUCUUGAUCUUUUUUUUUUAAUUACUUUUAUUAUUAUUAUUAUUAUUAUUAUUUUGGAUUACUAGCUAUAGGGGAAAAAACAGAGCGUAAAUGGUUACCAAAACCAACAAAAGCCUAUAAUAAUUGGAGAGUGCGACCUCUCUCCGACAAGGCAUAAUAAUAACGAACACGGGUUAGGAGAAUCAUGAAACCUGCCAACCUCACUCUCUUUGCAUAUCUGGACAGAAGAGAAAAAUCUCUCUCUUUUCUCUCUCCUCCUCUCUCGUUUUCUUUUGUUCAUUAUUUAGUUAAAUAAUGUUUUAUUGUGGGACAAGGGAGAAGAGACCGAGUAUAUAAAGGGGUUCAUGCUCCUUUACUUAUAUUCAAAAGUUGUGGCAUGCACUAUUGAGUUGCUGCAUUUGGUGCGCAAGGCACUAGCUAGUUAGUUAAUUGGUGGUAUAUAGAGGGAAGAGAGAGAGAGAGAGAGAGAGAUGGGCAUGUACUCUUCUUAUCUCAUCUUAUGGCUAAGCUUAUUGAUGUCAUGUUGUGCUCCACUAAGCUUAGCAAUCCACCAACACAAGCGUUGGCCAAUCGGAGGAUCCACUAGGUUCUACGACUUCAAGGUGCAAACGUUGAAGGUGACGAAGCUGUGUAAGACGAGGGACAUCGUAACCAUCAAUGGCAUGUACCCAGGCCCCGUCGUGUACGCGCAGGAGGACGAUCGCGUCAUCGUCAAGGUCACCAACGAGACACCCUACAACGCAACCAUCCACUGGCACGGGGUGCGGCAGCGGCUGUCGUGCUGGUCGGACGGGCCGUCGUACAUCACGCAGUGCCCGAUCCAGUCAGGGCAGACGUUCACGUACGAGUUCACGCUGUUCCAACAGAAGGGCACGCUGCUGUGGCACGCCCACGUCUCCUGGCUCCGCGGCACUGUCUACGGCGCCAUCGUCGUCUACCCCAAGACCGGCGUCCCCUAUCCCUUCCCCACCCCCUACGAGGAGCACAUCCUCAUCCUCGGUGAGUAUUGGAACAAGGAUGUGGUGCAGCUGGAGAAGCAGGUUCUGGCGAGCGGUGGAGCCGCCCCGCCGGCCGACGCAUUUCUCAUCAACGGCCACCCCGGCCCACGCUACAAUUGCUCGGCCCACGAUUACUACAAGAUCGACGUAGUCCCCGGCAAAACCUACCUCCUGCGGCUUAUAAACGCGGCGCUGAACACGGAGCACUUCUUCUCCAUUGCGGAGCACAAGAUGACCGUCGUCGAGGCCGACGGCGAGUACACGAAGCCGUUCGCGACGGACCACCUGAUGCUCGGCCCGGGCCAGACCGCGAACGUGCUCAUGACGGCCGACCGGCCCAUCGCCAAGUACGAGAUGGCCAUGGGCCCGUACAUGUCGGCCCAGAACGUCACCUUCCAGAACAUCUCAGCCGUCGCCUACUUCCAGUACACGGGCGCUGGCGUGGACUCGCUGGGCCUCCCGGCGCAGCUCCCGGCCUUCAACAACAACCUCGUCGUGAAGACGAACAUGGACGGCCUCCGCAGCCUCAACGCCCCCGCAAGCCUCCCCCUCGAGAUCGACGCCAACCUCCUCUUCACCGUCGGCCUCAACGUCGACAAGUGCGACCGGGCCAAGCCCAACAAGACGUGUCAGGGGCCCAACGGCGGGAUCUUCGCGGCGUCGAUGAACAACGUGAGCUUCGUAAGGCCCACAAUCUCUUUGCUGCAGGCCUACUACAGCAGCAUAAACGGUCACUACACUGAGGAUUUCCCGGGUGUGCCGUUGAGGGCAUAUGAUUUUGUGCACGGGGCGCCAAAUAACAUACCCAAUGAUACGCAGUCCCUGAACGGGACUAAGGUUUAUGUUCUCGACUACGGGAGUAGGGUGCAGCUCGUGUUCCAGGACACGGGGACGGUGACCACGGAGAACCAUCCGAUCCAUUUGCAUGGGUAUAGCUUCUACGUCGUCGGGUACGGGACCGGGAACUACAAUCCGUCGACCGCGAAGCUCAACUUGGUCGACCCGCCGUACAUGAACACGAUCGGCGUCCCGGUCGGGGGAUGGGCAGCAAUCCGAUUCAUCGCCGACAAUCCAGGAGUUUGGUUCGUGCAUUGUCACCUAGAGGUUCACAUGUCCUGGGGACUCUCCAUGGCAAUUAUUGUGAAGAACGGUCAGGGACCGUUGGAGACUCUACCGCAUCCUCCCUCCGACCUACCCCGGUGUUGAUGAACGGUAGAUGAGAGUUGAAAAUGUUACGGGGCUAGUUGUUUGGUCCUUUUCGAUCGAUUUAAUUAUUGGGCGUGUUAUAAUUUGGAGUUUAUUUGACUUUUUUCAUUCUUUGUUGCAAAAUUUCAUGUUUGUCGUUAAGUGUAUA